Myodes glareolus (Bank vole) is the source of this 1260-nucleotide messenger RNA. Lineage: Eukaryota; Metazoa; Chordata; Mammalia; Rodentia; Cricetidae. The record is from RefSeq and is a predicted model, not a curated record.
AUGGCUGGGUCCACGCUACAGAGCCCAUAUUCCCCUGUUCCCAAGGACAGCCACCCAAAACUCGAGCCUGUACCCAAAUCUUCAAACUGUGGGAAGAAAAAGGAGAAAAGGAAGUGGCUGCAGCAAGAAACCAAUGUCGAGACCCUCACCAGGGCUGGCCUCACGGCUCUACAGGCUGGUCAGGCUCAGGAGGCCUUGGGCAGCUUCCAGAAGGCCUUCCUGCUAGCCUCCAUGGUCCCAUCUUCCAGAGACAGCUCUGUUCUUCGAGCCUGCGCCUUCAACCUAGGUGCUGCCUAUGUGGAGACAGGUUACCCGGCCAUAGGACUUGAGCUACUUCUGAGAGCCCAUCCUGAAGAGAAGUCCAAAGACUGGUAUUGUGCUGACCAGUGCUUCAAUGUGGCUUUGGCCUAUUAGGCACUCGGUGAACUGACCCAAGCUUUGGACUGGUAUCACAGGGCUCUGGGCUAUUACCAGUCCCAGGGUGACCAUGGGGAAACACAGGCAAAAAUGGGAGCCUGAUAUCAGGCCCUGGGAUGGCCUAAGCAAGAAGCCUGCAGUUUACAGGAAGCAAGCUGUGAGCUGAUGCUGACCAGAGCACUGAUGGAGGAGCACUCUGAUGCUGACCAGAGCACUGCUCGGGGCCUGCUGAGGCUGCUCUACAAUGACCUAGGCAUGGGUCACUUCCAACUUCAACUGUUUCCUUUGGCUAUAGAGGCCUUCCUGCAGACCCUACCCUCCUGUCAACAGCCAGCAGACCAGGCAACAGUGUUUCAAAACCUUGGAAUGACCUACAAUGUCCUUGGCCACUAUCAAGAAGCCAAGGAGUUUCACCAGUAGACUGCCAAUCAGUAUGGCUCUGUGGGCCAGCGGUUGGAACAAGGUCGGAGCUUGGGUGGCCUGGCAUUCUCACUGAGCCAACUGGAAGACCACAGGGCUGCUUGGGACAGCUAUUUGCAUGCCCAAGAGACUGGGGACAGGAAGGGACAGUGGCCUGUAAGGGCCUUGGGGAAGCUUGCUGGACUCGGGCAACAUGACCAGGCCUUGAAAUACUAUAAGAAGGUGCUGGCCCAGUGUCAGCAUGAGCCAGGUUCUGUGCCGGAAGGGCUUGUAGCCAAGCUGGUGGGUGCCAUGAGGACCUUCUUGGCUCAACUUGGGGUCCAGUUAAGGUCUCUCACCAGCUCUGACAGUACCGGAAGGCUUCAGGCACGACAGGCCCUCUGCUCCGAGAAGGCUCAGGCCAACGGCAAGGGCCUCUACUAG